This is a messenger RNA of Protopterus annectens (West African lungfish), 1038 nucleotides long. RefSeq names its product kinesin-like protein KIF20A. Gene Ontology annotation, molecular function: microtubule binding; ATP binding; plus-end-directed microtubule motor activity. Gene Ontology annotation, biological process: microtubule-based movement; mitotic spindle assembly. The record is from RefSeq and is a predicted model, not a curated record. Lineage: Eukaryota; Metazoa; Chordata; Ceratodontiformes; Protopteridae. Gene Ontology annotation, cellular component: nucleus; spindle microtubule. Bases 178 to 1038 code for a protein of 286 amino acids. The transcript is spliced from 7 exons.
UUAUUAGCCUAUGAUUGGCGAAGCGCAAAGUUUGAAUGUAUGUUGGUGAAGAUUAGAAUCGGAAAACUGAAAGGUAUUGGGCGCGGGAUAAAGUUAGAAGUUCUUCCAAAUGGCAUAAUUAAACGGCAAUUUAAGUGGAGAAAGGAGGAAUAAACAGCGUUAGGAAAACUUUGGAAGAUGACUGCUGGAGUAUUUUCCCCUUACCAGGGUAUCCUCUCUGAUGAUGAUGAGAUGGCUGCAGUCUUAGAGUCAACGGCAGCAGAUUUUGGACAUGGAAUUCGCAAAGCCCUUUUGACUGACUUUUCUGUCAUCUCUCCAGGAGCAGAAGGUGUCCAGCAGGUUGUGGAACAGAAUCAAACUGUACUGGAUGAUGGGAGUGAGAAAGUAAAGGUCUACCUUCGAGUAAGGCCGUUUGGGGAGACGGAGCUAUCAAAAGGAGAAGACCAGGGUUGUGUCAAGAUAGAAACUGCUGAUACUCUAAUUUUGAAAGCACCCAAGGACUCCUUUACAAUGAAAAACAUGGAGCGAGGGAUUGGACACGCUACACAUAAGUUCUCAUUUUCACAGAUAUUUGGACCAGAUACUACUCAGAAAGAAUUUUUCAGUGCAACAAUGAAAGAAAUAGUGAAGGAUGUUUUAGAGGGCCAUAAUCGACUGCUUUACACUUAUGGAGUUACAAACUCUGGGAAGACUUACACAAUCCAAGGAACUAUUCGAGAUGGUGGGAUUUUGCCCCGAUCACUGGCUGUCAUUUUUAAUAGCAUUCGUGGGAAGCUAUAUGACAAGAAUGAUUUUAAACCCUCGUCUUGCAAUGAAUUGGUUUGGCUUGACAGCAAACAGAUCCGCUUGGAGGAAGCUAAGAAAACAGCUUUGCUUACUGGUUUACGUGAGGAAGAUUUUCAAACUCCGUUGAAGAGAAUUGGCAGUGGGAAUGUGAAUGGUAAUGGAGACACCAGUUGUAGUUUUGACAGUGGAUUUGCUGGGCUUUCUUCUUGUAGUCAGUUGGAAGGUAUGUAUGGAAAGUGCUUGUACCAUUGA